This is a messenger RNA of Megalobrama amblycephala (Wuchang bream), 3980 nucleotides long. Its product is annotated as NLR family CARD domain-containing protein 3-like. The coding region runs from base 732 to 3554 and encodes 940 amino acids. NCBI's taxonomy places the organism in Eukaryota, Metazoa, Chordata, Actinopteri, Cypriniformes, Xenocyprididae. Gene Ontology annotation, molecular function: protein binding. The transcript is spliced from 12 exons. The record is from RefSeq and is a predicted model, not a curated record.
GUUCACGUUCACAUAACUGUUUGCUUGCUAGGAUACUCGACAAGACGGCAUGUUGACAAUUUUUGUGUGAAUUUGUCCUUUUAAGCUUAAGAUUUGAAAAAGACUCAGUAUUUGCUGUCUCAGUAUUUGCUGUCUCAGUAUUUGUGUCUGUAAGACGCAGCUUUCUGUGCUCGAGUUCUCGUUCACGUCUUGCUCUUGAAUGUUUAAAUUAGCAAGGUUUAAAUGAGGUUAGUUUAAUCACAGAUAGCAACGUGUGCGGUUCAGGUCUCACCUGCGCUCGUGCGCUAUCAACACCUGGGCGAUGACGGUGUAAAUGACGGGUCAUAUUCGAGCAUACGGCACUCGCAUUGAUCAAAGUUUACAAAGAGUGACUGAUUUUCCAUGGUUUUUGAUUGUGUUGUUGUAAUGUACUGGGAAGCCAGAAUGCGUAUCCAUCGACUGAAUCUGAACUCUGUCUGUCUGUUUUACAUGUUGCUACUUUCAACAAACCAUAUUAUAGAUGCGUCGUCAGAUUUAAGAUGAACCGCAGUGCAAGUGUGUGCCGAACCGUGGGUGGAGAACAACAACGAUUCAAUUCUUUUUGUGUGAACAAGGAAGGAAAUAGUUUAUGCAGGAAUUUCCAUGUAUCUUCCUGAUGUUGAAGCUGGAGGAUUUGAGAAGUUGUAUCUUGUAAAAGUUUGAUCGAGUCAUUGGAGGAGAUCAAACUCAUCAGAUUCUCCUGCAGCUUCAUCAUGACUGAUUCACAAGGAUCCAGAGAUGGAGAUUUUUCUCCAGGAUGCAGUUCAGUCCAGCAGAAGAGCUCAAACCCAGAGUCCAGCUGUGUGUCUGUGAAGAGUGACAGAUCUAUGGAUAACCCACCAGAGUUAAAGAGUGGAGACAAACGGCCUGAUCUCAGUUCAGUCCAGCAGAAGAGCUCAAACCCAGAGUCCAGCUGUGUGUCUAUGAAGAGUAGCUGGUCUAUGGAAAACCCAAUAACGUUUAAGAGUGGAGACAAACGGCCUGAUCUCAGUUUUAAAACCAGUUCAGUCCAGCAGAAGAGCUCAAACCCAGAGUCCAGCUGUGUGUCUAUGAAGAGUAACUGCUCUAUGGGUGAACCACCAGAGUUAAAGAGUGGAGACAAACGGCCUGAUCUCAGGUCAAAUCUUCAGUCCAGACCAGUUAAAAACAAAACUGUGAUUCAACCACAAGACUUUAAUGAAAGCAUGAAUCCCGGUUUCAGUCAUGACUCUAAACCUGCUGAAGUCCUCAACACAUUGAGAUCAAAUCUGAGGGAGAAGUUUGAGUGUUUGUAUGAGGGAAUAUCAAAGCAGGGAAACCCAACACUUCUGAAUGAGAUCUACACAGAGCUCUACAUCACAGAGAGUGAAAGUGGAGACAUCAGUAAUGAGCAUGAGGUGAGACAGAUUGAGACACAGUCCAGGAGAGCAGAAACAGAGGACACACCGAUCAAAUGCAGUGACAUCUUUAGACCUUUACCUGGACAAGACAAACCCAUCAGAACUGUGCUGACAAAUGGAGUCGCUGGCAUUGGAAAAACAGUCUCUGUGCAGAAGUUCAUCCUGGACUGGGCUGAAGGGAAAGAGAAUCAGGACGUCCAGCUCAUAUUUCCACUUCCUUUCAGAGAGCUCAACUUGAUGAAGGACAAAACACUCAGUCUUUCAGACCUUCUUCAUGUCUUUUUCCCUGAAACAAAAGAAAUGGAAAUAUCCAGUGACAAAUAUAAAGUGUUGUUCAUCUUUGAUGGUCUGGAUGAGUGUCGUCUGUCUCUGGAUUUUCAGAGCGAUGUGAGGUUGUGUGAUGUGACUGAAUCUGCCUCAGUGGACGAGCUGCUGAUGAACCUCAUUGUGGGGAAUCUGCUUCCCUCUGCUCUCAUCUGGAUCACCUCCAGACCAGCAGCAGCUGAUCUCGUCCCCUCUGAGUGUGUCCAUCGAGUGACAGAGGUACGAGGAUUCAGUGACCCACAGAAGGAGGAAUACUUCAGGAAGAGGAUCAGUGAUCAGCGUCUGGCCAAAAGGAUCAUCUCACACCUGAAGAAAUCAAGGAGCCUCUUUAUUAUGUGUCACAUCCCAGUGUUCUGCUGGAUCUCAGCCACUGUUCUAGAGAAGAUGUUGAGGAAAUCACGGAAAAGAGAGAUUCCCAAGACUCUCACUCAAAUGUACACACACUUCCUGAUCCUUCAGACCAACAUCAAACAUGAGAAGGACUAUGAGAAGAACGUGAAAGAUGAAGACAUGAUCCUCAAACUGGGGAAAGUGGCUUAUCAGCAGCUUGUGAAAGGAAACCUCAUCUUCUAUGAGGAAGACCUGAGAGAGUGUGGCAUUGAUGUGACAGAAGCAUCAGUGUACUCAGGAUUGUGCACUCAGAUCUUCAGAGAGGAGCUGAUCUUGUAUCAGGGGAAAGUCUUCUGCUUUGUUCAUCUGAGCAUUCAGGAACAUCUAGCAGCUCUAUAUGUGCAUCUCUCCUUCAUAAACAAGAACAUCAGUGUGUUUGACCAGAUUACCAAACCAACUAAUGGAGACAAAGUUUCACUAUAUGAUCUCCAUCAGAGAGCUGUGGAUGAGGCUUUAGACAGUAAAAAUGGGCAUCUGGACCUUUUCCUUCGUUUCCUUCUGGGUCUGUCAGUGAAGUCUAAUCAGAGUCUCUUACAAGAACUAAAGACACAGACAGGAAACAGAUCUCACAACAAUGAGAAAACAGUUGACUAUAUUAAAGAGAAGAUCAGUGAGAAUCCCUCUCCAGAUAAAUACAUCAAUCUGUUUCACUGUCUGAAUGAACUGGGUGAUCUUUCACUAGUGAACGAAGCUGAACCUCAUACAUAUGGAGGAUUACGUGAUGUGAAACUCUCCUCAUCUCAGUGGUCAGCUUUAGUUUUUGUGUUGUUGAGCUCAGAGAAGACAAUGGAGAAGUUUGACCUGAGGAGUUUAAUUGGAGGCAGAAAUGAUCAUGACGCAGUAAACACAGGAGAUGAAGUUCUUCAGAAGAUACUGCCUGUGGUUACAGCAACUAGAUCAGCUCGGUUGGAGGAUUGUGGUGUCACAGAUGAAGGUUGUGCUGCUCUGGCUUCAGCUCUGAGAUCAAACCCCUCACACCUGAGACUACUGAAUCUGUCUUGGAAUAAUCUAGGAGACUCUGGAGUGAAGAUGGUCUCUGCUGUACUGGAGAAUCCUCACUGUAAACUGGAGAAACUGAGGUUGAUUGAUUGUGGUGUCACAGAUGAAGGUUGUGCUGCUCUGGCUUCAGCUCUGAGAUCAAACCCCUCACACCUGAGACUACUGAAUCUGUCUGGGAAUAAUCUAGGAGACUCUGGAGUGAAGAUGGUCUCUGCUGUACUGGAGAAUCCUCACUGUAAACUGGAGAAACUGAGGUUGAGUGAUUGUGGUGUCACAGAUGAAGGUUGUGCUGCUCUGGCUUCAGCUCUGAGAUCAAACCCCUCCUCACACCUGAGAAAACUGGAUCUGUCUCUGAAUAAACUAGGAGACUCAGGAGUGAAGCUGCUCUCUGAUCUGAAGGAUGAUCCGCAUUAUAAAUUGGAUAUACUAAUUACAUUCGGAUGACAGUCUGAUCUUCUGAUGGUGAAUAAGGAUUCAUGACAGAGACUCACAGUCAGCAGAAUCAACAGAGACUGGAGAUACAGUAACUUCACUGUAAUAAAUUAAGACUUCAUUUAGAUUUCAACAAUCGUCUGACAGACCUGAUAUUUCAGAGCAGCAAAUUACAGUUUCUUAUUCAUAGAUUAACCAUUUUAUUUGUAUAAACACACUGUAUAAUAUCAAAAAGGUUGGAGUUUUGUUAGAGAAAAUAUAGAGCCUGAAUAUGUUUGUGUUUUACCAGCAGAGGGAGACAAAGACUAAUGAAAGAUUCAUUUUUCAUCAAGCUCCCUUUUGGAAAACAAAUAAUGGAAGCUUGAGUGUAUACAUUUUAUAAAAUUAUAGUUGUAUUUAAUUUGUAUUAAUGUAUUAAAGGGGGUCAUAUGAUGCGUU